AUUUCGAUUUUUAUUGCCUUUUCCGUUUUUUCAUUUAUGUUUCUGGAGUGCACUUGAACGGAGAAGGAAAAAAAAGAGCAUUUCGGAUUCCAAAGGCAGAUUGGAGUCCUCCUGCAAGAGGAUCGAGACGCUGGAUCUGGAUUCAGUUUUCCGAUCUAAAAUUUUGUUGGUUAUUGGCCUUCGAUGCUGGGUCCACCAGAAGAACCGUUCCAAUCACUGAGGCGUGUCCCACAUAUGGUGGAGUUGAGGGAGGGAAAUUUUUGACAUGAAUGAAAGAUGAAAAACAUAAGGGUGCAUUUGCCAAAUAUUCUGUAGAUGAGCUACUGCUGUCUGGCUGGUGAACUGCAGCAGUUUUUUGUUCAUAGGUGGUCAUUUGGUAGUGUUCCUGUUCCAACUGCUGUAGAUUGCAAUAGGCAUUGUGUAAUUAUGUUGCUUGUCCAAGGUUAUCCACUCGUACAGGUGAAGCAAUUGGAAAACCCAGACACUGUUUUUGACGCAAUUGUUGGUCUUGUUGUUUGUUUUGCAGAACAUGGUCUCAUACACUGUGACUUCAAUGAAUUUAACAUUAUGAUCAAUGAUAAUGAGGAGGUUACAAUGAUUGAUUUCCCUCAAAUGUUGUCUGUUUCGCAUCGCAAUGCACAAAUGUACUUUGAUCGUGAUGUUGAAUGCAUUUACAAGUUCUUCAGUAAAAGUCGGGUAAUUAACACAAUACUGAAACGAAUUCGAAAAAGAUUGGUGGCAUGGCCUCCUCGGCUGCUGCUGCUGCUAAUUCAUCACGUAAUGGAAAAGGCAUGGUUCCCCUGUAUUGACAUAACUCUGGAGGCUCUGACUUUGGCAACAACAGCCCCAAGAUUGAUCAGCUGAUUCAAGAAGUGACACAUCAUAGCAUAGAUGGUGCAUGGGAGGUCUGUGGCAAGAAAUCUAAGAACUGAACUGGGAAUGGUGCUGAGAAACAGAGGGGAGCCUCAACUGCUGCCCCAAAAGCCUGGGGGCAUCCAGAAAUGUCUCAAAAGUCGUCCAUGUCUGAUAAUGGUCAAACAGGAUGGGCUUCUGAAAUUAAUUGGCGACACAGACAGUUGAUUCUAAGAGACAAGCUGGCAGAGUAAAUGCAAAGCCAGUGUAAUCUACUAGGUCUGGUUCCUCAAAUGUUUCUGAAUAGCAUUUCUUUGCAUUAUCUGUUGAACAGAACAUGAUGCUGUGUAACAGAAUCCAGCAUUGCUGUUUACAAUAAUGGUCAAAAAAUUUCAAAAUUAAUUAGAUAGUUUCUGCCAUCUUCCCUCUUUGUUCAUUUUUGU
Magnolia sinica is the source of this 1295-nucleotide messenger RNA. RefSeq lists its product as uncharacterized. The transcript is spliced from 9 exons. The record is from RefSeq and is a predicted model, not a curated record. Gene Ontology annotation, molecular function: protein serine/threonine kinase activity; ATP binding. Lineage: Eukaryota; Viridiplantae; Streptophyta; Magnoliopsida; Magnoliales; Magnoliaceae. Gene Ontology annotation, cellular component: nucleus; preribosome, small subunit precursor; cytosol. Gene Ontology annotation, biological process: maturation of SSU-rRNA. Bases 316 to 864 code for a protein of 182 amino acids.